Cloeon dipterum is the source of this 600-nucleotide messenger RNA. Its product is annotated as brachyurin-like. Gene Ontology annotation, biological process: proteolysis. The coding region runs from base 1 to 600 and encodes 199 amino acids. NCBI's taxonomy places the organism in Eukaryota, Metazoa, Arthropoda, Insecta, Ephemeroptera, Baetidae. The record is from RefSeq and is a predicted model, not a curated record. Gene Ontology annotation, molecular function: serine-type endopeptidase activity. The transcript is spliced from 5 exons.
AUGAAGACAGUAAUUGCGUUGACCCUCGCCCUUGUCCUCGCGGCUCAGGCCGUUGAUGACUGGCACAAGAAGGUGCAAUCACAGAGAGUCAGGGGCUCCAAGUACACGAUACACGAGAAUUACAACCCCGUAACUAUUGAAAACGAUCUCUGCAUAAUUCACCUGGACGCCGAGGUUCGUGGCGAGGGCAUUGCCACCCUCCGCCUUCCGUCUCGCUCCCAGGCCGAAAUGACCUUCGCAGGACACAAAGCUACCAUCGCUGGAUGGGGAGAAACCUCAGAUAAUGACACCAUUAUGAACACUGUGCUUAGGUACACUGAUGUCAUGACCAUCAUGAAAAAUGACGAUUGCAGAAGAUAUUAUGAACUAAUUACUGCCACGAUGCUUUGCGCGAACAGCCCUGACGGAUCUGGCGUUUGCAUGGGAGACUCUGGCAGCCCCCUCACCAUCACCGAAUCUGACGGAGUGAAGACCCAAGUUGGAAUCUCCAGCUUUAGUCCUUCAGUAGGCUGUGAGACGCUUCGUCCUGACGGCUACGUCAGACUCACAGAAUACCUUGACUGGGUCGAAAAGUGGGCUGAAGUCGAUAUCCGCCCUUAA